Molecule: messenger RNA, 1192 nt
Organism: Fragaria vesca subsp. vesca
Lineage: Eukaryota; Viridiplantae; Streptophyta; Magnoliopsida; Rosales; Rosaceae
Product: 33 kDa ribonucleoprotein, chloroplastic-like
Exons: 4
Coding region: 1-900 (299 amino acids)
Cellular component (GO): cytosol
Molecular function (GO): mRNA binding
Source: RefSeq, a predicted model, not a curated record
AUGGCGGCAUUUGAAGCUGCACUGUCACUCCCCUCACUCUACUCUCCUUGUUCCUCUAAAACCCUCUCCUUUCCUAAACCCUUAAACCUUCGUCUUCCCAGUUUCAUCCCUCCCAUCUCCCACAACUUCCUCCUCUCCUCACCCCCACUUAUCCCCGCAAGAAAACUCUCUUUCGAGCUUUUGUGCUCCGCGGUGCAGGAGAUCACAACCCAGGAAGAAGAACAAGCAGAACAAGAAUCAGCGGAAGAGAAAACCCAGAAGCAGCAGAACCUCAAGAGGAAGCUGUACGUGGUGAACUUGCCUUGGUCCCUCACUGUGGCCGAUAUCAAGACGCUGUUUGGACAAUGUGGGCAUGUUAAAGACGUUGAGAUUAUAAAGCAAAUGGAUGGGAGGAACAGGGGCUUUGCAUUUGUCACAAUGGCUUCUGGGGAAGAAGCUCAGGCUGUCAUUGAUAAAUUUGACUCUCAGGAGCUAUCAGGUAGAACUGUCAAGGUAGAGUUUGCAAAGCAAUUCAAGAAACCAACUCCACGUCCUUCAACCCCUAAAGUUCAAGAGACUCGCUAUAAACUAUAUGUCUCCAAUUUGGCAUGGAAAGCAAGAUCAAGCCAUCUCAGAGACUUUGUCUCUUUGAAUUUUAAAACUCCAGUUUCUGCCCGAGUUGUCUUUGAUGGGCCUUCAGGGAAAUCUGUCGGAUAUGGAUUUGUUUCUUUCGCUAGAAUGGAGGAGGCAGAGGAGGCAAUAUCUGCUUUGAAUGGGCAGGAAUUGAUGGGGAGGCCAGUGACUCUAAAGUUUAGUGAGAAAAAUAUAGGUGAAUCUACAAACCAAGAGGAAAAGGACAACUCCAACCAAGAAGAAAAGGUGGAGGAAGAGAAAUUGGAGAAUCAGCCUGAAGAAUCAUAAGUCCGCACACAUUCUUUGACCGUCUUGAUCCAUUUCUUUACAAAUGUAAGUGGAGUCUUUGGGCAAAUCAGAAAUUUUGACCUCAACCACCCAUGUAGAGACCAAAUGUGUUUUGUUGUUUGUACAUCUUGCAUUAGCCUCUUGUUUAGCUGUUCUUUCGAUUCAACUACCAUAGUUGUUUCCUGUCUUGCUAAAAAUCUUGACAUGCAUAGAUGAUACAGGAUUGUGUAAGAUAUACAGAUAAAAUUACUUAUUUCUUACUAGUCAAUCUUCUUUUAUGGCAUUACAAACA